AUAAACUUAUCUGUUCUCAACUAUAAAGUUGUACGUGUCGUUCAGAAUGCUUUUAUUUCAACGUUGUUCUCACUAAUGGCUUUCAAUUUUAAAAGACACCAAGAAAUCAGUUAUAUUAGUCUCAAAAGUUUGAAGUUUUUCCCAUUGAGCAAAAUCUCCUAGUUGAUUCUUAUUUUUUGUCUUUCCCUUUUUUUUAUUUGGUGAAUUUUGAAGAGAAGCUAAGUGUUAAAAAGUUUGAAUAUUUCAAUAAUGGGUUGGAGUUGCUUUGGGGUAUUGCAAUCAUACAAAGACAUAAGAGAGACUCACGUCCAAGAGAUUACAACCAACGAUGUGAGGCUUUUUUCAUAUAACUCGUUGAGAUCAGCAACAGGGCACUUCCUUCCAUCUAAUAAGAUAGGAGGUGGUGGUUUUGGAGUUGUUUAUAAGGGAGCUUUGAGAGAUGAAACUCGUGUUGCCAUUAAGUGUCUCUCUGCUGAAUCAAAACAAGGGACCAAGGAAUUCUUGACAGAGAUUAAUAUGAUUUCAAACACCCGACAUCCAAAUCUUGUUCGAUUGAUUGGUUGUUGUGUUGAAAGUGGCAAUAGAAUGUUGAUAUAUGAAUACUUGGAGAAUAACAGCCUUGCCAGUGCUUUACUUGGUUCUAAAAGUAAACGUGUUUCCCUGGAUUGGCCAAAGAGAGUUGCUAUAUGUUUAGGUGUAGCAUCUGGUUUAGCAUUUCUUCAUGAGGAAGCAGCACCACCAAUUGUUCAUCGAGAUAUUAAGGCCAGUAAUAUCCUUCUAGAUGAAAACCUUCAUCCUAAAAUUGGAGAUUUUGGUUUGGCAAAGCUUUUUCCUGAAAAUGUGACUCAUCUUAGUACGCAAGUGGCAGGAACAAUAGGUUAUCUUGCUCCCGAGUAUGCCUUGUUUGGACAACUCACGAAAAAGGCUGAUGUCUACAGUUUUGGGGUUCUUGUACUUGAAAUCAUAAGUGGAAGAAGCAGUAGUAAAGCAGCAUUUGGAGUGGAACUCUUGGUUCUGGUGGAAUGGGUAUGGAAGCUAAGAGAAGAAGGGCGGCUUCUGGAUAUCGUAGAUCCAGAGCUAACAGAGUAUCCAGAAACUGAAUUACUGCGCUUCAUCAAAGUUGCUCUCUUUUGCACACAAGCAGCACCUACUCAAAGACCUAAGAUGAAACAAGUGAUUGAGAUGUUGUCUAAAGAAGUCCAUCUCAAUGAGAAGUUGUUAACUGAACCAGGAGUCUAUAGACCACGUAGCUCGAAAAGAUCUAGUUAUGGUAGUCUACAGAAAUCAUCUUCCACGGGGAAGAAAGGGAUGCAAUCUGUAAAUCCUUUUGCAACAUCGACAAAGUUUGAUAGUUUUCAGAGUGUCACCCAAAUGCUUCCUAGAUAAUGUUAAGUGUUAACUAGUGUUCAUAUUCUUUAUACUUAUAUAUUGUUGGGCUUAUGGCAAGAGUAAUAGAUUGGCUCUCAUUGGACUACCCUUUUUAUAAACCUUCGCAUGUAAUGUAAAGUUAGCAGUAGCUGAUAAGGAAGGAAGGAACAAUCUUCAGUACUUCAAAAGUUAACUACUUAUAUCCUCUUGUAUAGUAGUUUGAAGGUUCCAGAGUUGGAUGCAUUCAAAAGAUUAGGUGAUUAAGAAUACCUUACUUGAUUUAUGGAAGUUUGACUUUCCUUUUGAUGUUC
Messenger RNA from Lycium ferocissimum, 1679 nucleotides. Its product is annotated as putative serine/threonine-protein kinase. The transcript is spliced from 6 exons. Bases 250 to 1386 code for a protein of 378 amino acids. Gene Ontology annotation, biological process: protein phosphorylation. NCBI's taxonomy places the organism in Eukaryota, Viridiplantae, Streptophyta, Magnoliopsida, Solanales, Solanaceae. Gene Ontology annotation, molecular function: protein kinase activity; ATP binding. The record is from RefSeq and is a predicted model, not a curated record.